AUGCCUGCCUACCACUCCAUCUUCCUCGAAGAUCGGGAUGUCCCCGUAAUAGGCAACUUUCCAGUUCUACCCCUCCGCACCCGCACUCGCGGCCCCGCAUACACCCUCCCCAUGCUACCCCCGGGCGUCGCCGACAUCGACGUACAGCCAGAUAAUGAGUCCUACGACUGCGUAGACGAAAUUCUGUCUCUGUUCCGGGCGAAUGUCUUGUUCCGAAACUUCGAGAUUAAUGGCCCCGCCGACCGCAUGCUCAUCUACGGCACACUGUUCAUCACUGAAUGCCUGGGGAAGGUUAAGCCUACGAUGUCGGCUCGUGAGGCGGAGAAGGCUCUAACCAAUGUUGCGCUUGAUAACUUCGCUAUCCCUGGUGAUGCGUCCUUUCCAUUGAACCAGGCUUUUGAACCUCCGCGAGAUCGCCAGGAUGCUGAGACACUUCGAUCAUACCUUACCCAAGUGCGACAGGAGAUUGCGAGCCGACUGCUUGCGAGACUAUACCCCGGUGGUGUUGGUCCUUCGAAGUUCUGGCUUAGCUUCACGAAGAGAAAGUUUAUGGGAAAGAGCUUUUAAGGUAGACUGUUUUUCAUUGUGUCGUACCUAGCGUGACUUUGUGGUUACACAUCCGGAUAUAACUGUUCAAAAGAGCACAUACCCCCGAUUUCGCUUUCAGACCGCAGGGUAUUAUUACGCAUGAUUGUCCUACAGGCUUUCCAGGCAGGGCGACAUUAAUCUUGCGGGACCAAGCUAAGCACCAACGUAGUGGAGACGAGAAUAUGUCGCCUUAGAUAAGUA
Molecule: messenger RNA, 789 nt
Organism: Aspergillus nidulans FGSC A4
Lineage: Eukaryota; Fungi; Ascomycota; Eurotiomycetes; Eurotiales; Aspergillaceae
Product: actin-related protein 2/3 complex subunit 3
Exons: 6
Coding region: 1-567 (188 amino acids)
Biological process (GO): establishment or maintenance of cell polarity; establishment of mitochondrion localization; clathrin-dependent endocytosis
Cellular component (GO): mitochondrion; actin cortical patch; Arp2/3 protein complex
Molecular function (GO): actin filament binding
Source: RefSeq, a predicted model, not a curated record